Molecule: messenger RNA, 354 nt
Organism: Prunus armeniaca (apricot)
Lineage: Eukaryota; Viridiplantae; Streptophyta; Magnoliopsida; Rosales; Rosaceae
Source: the annotation of a GenBank genome assembly
AUGGUGUCAAAAUCAAACAAAAUGAACAAGCAUAUUUGUCUGUAUGCCCUACUAGGACUGUUUGCAGGUGUUAUUUUCAGCUCUUGCUUGCAUGGGUCUCAAAUGAAUUUGGAGGAGCAACUUAAUAGAGCCCCUCUUCUUACACAGAGUUUUGUUCAAUUGCAAGGCACCGUGGCUAGAAGGAUACAAGAUGGCUCCAUCACUCUCACAGUUAAAUUCCUCCAUUUCUUCAUUGCAAGGUUUCUACAGUUCCGACAUUCAUCCCCCGUGCAGCCACCACCUUAUUCUACAUCGAUGCUAUUCUGGGUAGCAGUUACUCGAUCAGUUUCUUCCACGUCCGACCUCUCGUUGUAA